AUGAUUCGAUCCUCUUCCUCCUCUCUCGCGUCUUUCCUGUUCUUCUUUUUCUUUAUCCUCAAAGUCGUGGUUAAUGUUUCCGCGCAGAAGAAAAAUGAUUUCUCGGAAACGCUUCGAUUGUUGAUCGAUAAAACACCACCUCGUUCCACGUGUUUACCCACGGACGAAUUCGUUCGAGUUUCCGGCGACUCCUUUAUUUUAAACAACAAACCGUUCACGUUCGCCGGGUGGAAUCAGUGGGAGGUCGUCGAAGCGGCUUCAAACGCGCCACCGCCGUACCGAUGGACACCAAAGUUGGGCAUAGAACACAUCACGAACCAGCUCGAUGUGGCGGUGCGAACCGGCUUGAAAGUGGUGAGGAUUUGGGUGCAUCCAAUCACGGAAGGCUACGCUUUAAGGCCGACGAAAACGACCUGGAACGAGAGAGCGUUGAAAGGCUUGGAUUUCUUCCUCAGCGAGUGCGAGAAACGAGAGGUUAAAGUCGUUUUAGUCCUCGCGGAUAAUUGGUACGCCACGGGCGGGAUCAAAGAGUAUUGCGAAUGGUCGAGGACGUGUCGAGAUCAGAGCGAGUUUUUUACGGACGAGGAAGCGCAGAAGUACUACAAGGAAACGAUUAAUUACCUGGCGUACAGAACGAAUUCAAUCACGAAGCGUCAGUACCGAGACGAUCCGACGAUUAUGGCGUGGAAUCUAGCCAACGAAGCGAGAGCGAAAGGCAAGUCGCGAGAGGACAUGCGACGGUGGAUCGAAGCUUCGUGCGAAUAUCUGAAGAAGAAAGCGCCGAAUCAUUUAGUUGCAGUUGGGUAUGUGCUAUAG
This is a messenger RNA of Bathycoccus prasinos, 816 nucleotides long. RefSeq lists its product with no specific name. Gene Ontology annotation, molecular function: hydrolase activity, hydrolyzing O-glycosyl compounds. NCBI's taxonomy places the organism in Eukaryota, Viridiplantae, Chlorophyta, Mamiellophyceae, Mamiellales, Bathycoccaceae. The record is from RefSeq and is a predicted model, not a curated record. The coding region runs from base 1 to 816 and encodes 271 amino acids. The transcript has a single exon.